Molecule: messenger RNA, 1474 nt
Organism: Alnus glutinosa
Lineage: Eukaryota; Viridiplantae; Streptophyta; Magnoliopsida; Fagales; Betulaceae
Product: UDP-galactose/UDP-glucose transporter 2-like
Exons: 7
Coding region: 354-1421 (355 amino acids)
Biological process (GO): transmembrane transport
Cellular component (GO): Golgi membrane; endoplasmic reticulum membrane
Molecular function (GO): transmembrane transporter activity
Source: RefSeq, a predicted model, not a curated record
UUCUCUCUCUCUACACUACAAAGCAAGCCGGAGUUGAGCGGAGAAUGCAACUCUGUCUCUUCUCUCUCUCUCUCUCUGAAAAAAAUAAAUGUCUUCAUCUAAAUCUUCUUUAUAACACAUGGUUUAUGCAUGGUUAGUGUAAUCAAACGGAAACCAUUUUCCAUUUACUCAGUCUCUCUCUGUGUGAGGGUCAACAUGCAAAUGCACCGAAAGCCAAGUUGGUAUUUUUACAUUCUUUAAUCAAACUUAAUAGCCAAGGCUUUCAUUGAUUCGGCCGCUUUGAUCGAUACCCAUAUCGAAUAGGAGGAAAGAGUCUGUGAAUCUGUGAGUGUGCUGAAAAAGAAAGGAAAGCAAUGAAGAGCGACGAGCAAGCGCGGUCUUUGUUUGGGAUUUCGCUCUCAGGCAGACCCAAAUGGCAUCAAUUCUUCAUUUGCUCUGGUGGGUUCUUCUUUGGCUAUCUUGUCAAUGGUAUCUGCGAGGAGUAUGUGUACAACAGGCUCCAAUUCAGCUAUGGUUGGUAUUUCACAUUUAUUCAAGGAUUCGUCUACCUGUUUCUGCUUUAUGUCCAAGGCUUCACCCCCAAGCAAAUGGUGAACCCAUGGAAGACAUAUGUGAAGCUCUCUGCUGUCCUUAUGGGUUCCCAUGGACUUACCAAAGGAUCUCUGGCUUUCCUAAACUACCCUGCACAGCUUAUGUUCAAAUCCACAAAGGUUCUGCCGGUGAUGAUAAUGGGCGCAUUCAUACCGGGUCUGCGGCGGAAAUACCCGCCUCACGAAUAUCUGUCUGCGGUACUCUUGGUUGUGGGUUUGAUCCUCUUCACCUUAGCAGAUGCAAAAACUUCCCCCAACUUCAGUGUAAUUGGUGUUGUAAUGGUAUCUGGUGCUCUAGUCAUGGACUCCUUUUUGGGUAAUUUUCAAGAAGCAAUCUUUACCAUAAACCCCGAAACCACGCAGACAGAGAUGCUGUUUUGCUCAACCGUGGUGGGCUUGCCUUUCUUGAUUCCACCCAUGCUUGUAACGGGAGAAUUAUUCAAAGCAUGGAGCUCAUGUUCACAGCAUCCAUACGUUUAUGGCGUGCUAGUGUUUGAAGCCAUGGCCACGUUUAUUGGCCAAGUUUCUGUCCUCUCCCUCAUUGCCCUCUUUGGUGCAGCCACCACCGCCAUGGUGACAACAGCAAGGAAGGCGGUGACAUUAUUACUUUCAUACUUGAUAUUUACAAAGCCAUUGACAGAGCAACAUGGGACUGGGCUUCUGCUGAUAGCCAUGGGAAUCACACUGAAGCUCUUGCCUGAUAAUAAACCCAGCAAGAGGGCCUCCACCUCCUCUGCCAGUGCCAACAUUGCCAAGCCAGCAGCCAGCCGUGAAGAGAGAACUCUGCUAGAAAAUAUAGCAAAAGAUGAAGAAAAGAGGCCACUGGUCUGAAAUUAUCACUCUAUAGAACUACAAUUUAUUCUUUAUAUGCCCCCCCCCCCCCC